This is a messenger RNA of Lathyrus sativus (Indian pea), 3108 nucleotides long. NCBI's taxonomy places the organism in Eukaryota, Viridiplantae, Streptophyta, Magnoliopsida, Fabales, Fabaceae. The record is from the annotation of a GenBank genome assembly.
AUGGAUAGAAACUACCAAAGUUUUUCUUUUGCUCUUGUUUCCCUUUUGAGUGCAUAUUUCAUUUUACUAUGUUCCAGUGUCCAUUCUUGCAUGCAACAUGAAAGAGAAGCUCUUGUUGAACUCAAAGAAAGCCUUAAUGAUCCUUCGUUUAGACUCUCCUCUUGGGAAGCAAAUAAUUGCUGCAGAUGGAAAGGUAUAAGCUGCAGCAACAUUACCGGACAUGUCGUCAAGAUUGACCUCAGGAAUCCAUGCUACCCACCAAGAGGACAAGCUUAUUCAUCAAACUGUUCCUUCUCAAAUUCUAAGCUUGAAGCUCAAUAUAUCCAUCCUUCUCUUUCAAAUUUCAAAUAUCUUACCUAUUUGGACCUUAGUGGAAACAGUUUCAAUUCAUCUCCAAUACCGACGUGGUUCCAUUCUAUGAACCAUUUACAACACCUUUCUCUCUCUGCUUCCCAUUUUAAUGGCAUCAUCCCAAACAACCUUGCCAACCUCACAAAAUUAACCUUUCUUGAUCUCAGUUAUAAUUCUUGGUUACACUCCGACGACAUCUAUUGGCUUUCAAAACUUUCGAUGCUCCAAAACCUUUACCUGAAUGAUGUUUUUCUUGGGAGGGCACAAAAUUUAUUCAUGUUUCUCAAAAUGAUUCCUUCUUUGUUAGAAAUAGACUUUACCAACUGCAGCUUAACCAAGAUAUACCAUGCUAGUGAUCAUCAACAACUUGUUAGUUACACAAAUCUUUCUACCAUUCAGUUUCUCAGUCUCGCAGAGAACAGACUUGAUGGUCUUGAUCUGUAUGCUUUUACAAACUCCACUUCAAUCAUGUUUCUUGACCUUUCCGAUAAUAAUCUUAGUUCAGUUCCGUUUUGGUUAGGCAAUUGUGCAAAACUUGAAACUCUGUAUCUUGGAAACAAUGCUCUUGGCUCAAUUCCACCAGCUCUGCAAAAUUUGACUUCCUUGACGUUGCUUGACAUUCCCCAAAACAAUAUUGAAUCUGUUCCAACGUGGAUAGCGGGGUUGGAGGGUCUUUUGUAUCUCAAUCUGUCAUUGAACCAUAUUGAGGAUUCUUUAACAUCAUUUCUGGGAAAUAUGUGUCAUCUUCUGUCACUAGAUUUGUCUGCAAAUAGGCUUCAAGGAGAUACACUCGUCGGUAACUUACAAUCUGCAAGAUGCAAUGGAUAUGCUUUAAAGGAACUGGACUUGAACAACAAUCAUUUCAAUGAUCAUCUGCCAACAUGGUUGGGGCAGCUUGAGAAUCUGGUAACCCUUAAACUUCAGUCAAGUUUUUUCCAUGGUCCUAUUCCAAAUAUUUGGGGAAACUUGUCUAACUUGAAAUCUUUAAACUUUGCUAACAAUCACUUGAAUGGUUCUAUUCCAAACUCUCUUGGGAAACUGAGAAGUCUAAGUCACUUGGACAUGUCUAAUAACAACCUGUUUGGGGAUCUUCCUUGCAGUCUAACAGAACUAGGAAACCUAGAGUAUUUGAUUCUGAACAAUAAUAAUUUGACAGGGUAUCUUCCUAAUUGUAUUGGACAAUUUGUCAAUCUAAAUACCUUGAUUAUUUCCUCCAAUCAUUUUUAUGGUGUUAUUCCUAAGAGUAUUGAGCAAAUAAGGACUCUAUAUUUCCUUGAAAUGUCAGAUAACUCUCUGAGUGGAACAAUCCCACAAAAUAUUGGUCAACUUUCAAACUUGCACACCCUUUAUCUUAGUGAAAAUAAUUUGAUAGGGAAAUUUCCUCAUAGUUUUGGUCGACUCAUGAACCUGCGCAAUUUAGAUUUGUCUCUCAACAAUUUGGAAGAUGUGUUUUCUGAAAUAAAGUUUCCCAAGUUUCUCGCCUAUAUGAACCUCACCGAUAACCAUAUCACUGGGUCACUUCCUCAAAAUAUUGCUGAGAGAUUACCCAAUCUUACUCACUUGCUUCUUGGAGGGAACCUCAUGUAUGAUUCCAUUCCAAAUUCAUUGUGCAAAAUAAACUCUUUGUACAAUCUUGACCUUUCAAACAACAAUUUAGUUGGAAACAUUCCUAAUUGUUGGAGUUCAACUCAAACACUGAAUGAGAUUGACCUAUCAUCUAACAAAUUAUCAGGAGUUAUUCCAAGUGCGUUUGGUCAUCUCUCCAAUUUGACAUGGUUACAUUUGAAUAAUAACAGUCUUCACGGGGAGUUUCCGUCAUUCUUGAAGAACUUAAAGCAACUGUUAAUCUUAGAUAUUGGAAAUAAUCAAAUGUUAGGAACUAUACCUUCAUGGAUUGGAGACAUUUCCUCCUCAAUCCAAAUUCUGAGAUUAACACAAAACAAGUUUCAAGGAUACAUUCCAUCACAACUCUGCAAACUUUCAGCUUUGCAAAUCUUGGACCUUUCCAACAACAUGUUGACGGGUUCAAUACCUCAAUGCAUUGGAAAUCUUACAGCAAUGAUCCAAGGAAGGAAUUCAUCAGUUCUUUUAUCUCCAGAAGAUCCAAAGUAUUUGGAAUGGUAUGAACAAGAUGUCAGCCAGAUCAUUAAAGGAAGAGAAGAUCAUUAUACAAAAAAUUUGAAACUGAUGGCUAAUGUUGAUUUCUCAAAUAACAAUCUGAGUGGACCUAUUCCUAUAGGAAUAUUUCUUCUUACCGCUUUACGAGGCCUAAAUCUAUCACACAACCAUUUAUCAGGAGAAAUUCCUGUAAUCAUAGGAGAUAUGAGAUCACUUGAAUCUUUGGAUCUCUCUCAUGAUCAGCUUUCAGGCCCAAUUCCAUACACCAUGUCUAGCUUAACUUUCCUAAGUCACCUAAAUUUGUCCUACAACAAUCUUUCAGGACCAAUUCCACAAACAAACCAAUUUCCAACAUUUAAUGACUAUCCAUCUAUUUAUGUUGGCAACAAAUUUCUCUGUGGUGCACCAUUGUUGAAUCCUUGUGAUGUUGAUAAUAAAGAUGAUGACGAUGAUGAUGAUGGUGAUGGUAAACAUGAUAAGGCAGAGACAUUAUGGUUUUACUUUGUAGUAGCACUUGGAUUUGGUAGUGGCUUUUGGGCUGUAAUUGGAGUUUUGUUGUUGAAGAAAGAUUGGAGGCAUGCUUACUUUAGUUGCAUAGAUGAGGCAGUGUUUAGGAUGAAAGUGACAUUGGGAAUAUAG